Messenger RNA from Phyllopteryx taeniolatus (common seadragon), 4898 nucleotides. It is a transcript of the gene tbc1d1, whose product is annotated as TBC1 (tre-2/USP6, BUB2, cdc16) domain family, member 1. The transcript has 23 exons. NCBI's taxonomy places the organism in Eukaryota, Metazoa, Chordata, Actinopteri, Syngnathiformes, Syngnathidae. Bases 125 to 4237 code for a protein of 1370 amino acids. The record is from RefSeq and is a predicted model, not a curated record.
CUGCAACUGAUGACCAGGCCGCAACAGCGAGCCCGCGCUCUCCCUCCUCCGUCUGCUUGUGGGAACUCUGAACGGGACCAGUGAGCCGGUCUUGGUUCCGCUUCUAAACCAAACAAGAGGAGCCAUGGAGGGACUUUAUUUUGAGGUGAAGCCCACGAGCGAUAGGUCCCGUGGCGCUCCUUUAACUUUGGAGAUCACUCCCUCGGGUCCCUCUGAGACGACUUGCGGCGAUUUGAUGGAGGAGGCAGGAGAGGCGGAGGAGGUGCGAUACAAGCUGACAUUAAUCGGUUCCCUCCCGGUCCACCGCAUGACCACCGCGGCGAUGCUGCCCUGGGUGGUGGCCGAGAUUAGCGGGUCGCGGGAGCCGGGGUCCGCCGUGUCUCUGUGCGUGUCGGCGUCGCGGGUGCGGUGUGUUUGCGUGCGGGCCGAAGGGCUGCCGUGGGACCCCCUGACGCACACGGAGCUGUUCGAGUGCCGCGCCCACCGGGUGGCCAAGCUCAUCCACAACAGCCAGGAGCCCGGCAGCUUCGGAUGCCUGCUCAGAGAUGCGUCGCGCUGUGCCUGCUACGUCUUCAAGUGCCAGGAUAGCGCCGAGGUCCCUGAGAUCAUCAGUACGCUCCGGCAAGCUGGCAAAAGCUCUGCACGCAGCGAUGACGUCCUCACCGUUCCCAACAAGACUUUGUCAGAUCCCGGAGACACCAAGCCCCUGGAAACGCACAUCAGCUUUUCUUUUCUUCCCGCAGCAGGUUCUGUGGUGAACAACCCUGUCCUGUCACCCGCAACCUUUUCCAAAAAGUUUGAGGUGCUCUUCUGCGGCCGUGUGACCGUAGCUCACAAGAAGGCCCCCCCUGCGCUUAUAGACGAGUGCAUUGAGAAGUUCAGCCAGUUAACUCGAGCCUCAGGGAGCACUAGAAGGGGGGCAAACGGCGGCGGGUUAGUGGGUGGACUGAGGAGGGCAUUAGCCUUCCAGUCGAAUGGGCCGGGGAGUCCGACUUUAGGUAACGGUGCUAGUGGGAGCCCCACCGACGGGAAACGUCCGCUGCUGUUUCAUCGGGACCCCAGCUUCCCUUCUCUGCAGGCCCUGGAUGAGAAUGGACUCUCACCAGAGAUCUCUCACGCCAACACUACAGACGUGCGCACUCACUCACCCGGCGUGCGGCCCACCAGUCUGCAGGAGAACAGGACCAUGCUGUUUACGGUGGGCAGGUCGCAGAUCUUUUUGGUUAGUCCGGACACUAAGAAGGUUGCCAUCGAAAAGAGUUUCCGUGAAAUCUCUUUCUGCUCACAAGGUAUUCGCCAUGUGGACCACUUUGGCUUCAUUUGCAGGGAGACUGUGGAAAGAGGAAGCUGCCACUUUGUUUGCUAUAUCUUUCAGUGUACGGAUGAAUCGCUGGUGGACGAGAUCAUGCUGACCUUGAAGCAGGCGUUCUCCGUAGCAGCUGUGCAGCAGAAUGCAAAGAACCAGAGCCAACAGUGCGACAGCUGCCCCAUGCUGCAGCUCCACAAGCUGUGUGAGAGAAUAGAAGGUCUAAAUGCUUCGAAAACCAAACUAGAGCUUCAGAGACACCUGGCUACUUUGGACAACCAGGAUCAAGCUGCAGUCUUUGAGAGUACUAUGAAGUCUCGUCCUAAGAGUGAACAGGAAGAAAAUGAGCUUAUAAUGGCGUCUUUGAGAAACUUGUAUGAGGAGAGACAGAAGCUCCAUCAUCAUCCUUUGCCAAAGGACACCAAACAGAAUGAGGAGGCGGCGGCCGCUCCAGUUGAGGUGCAGCAACAAAGUAGCAGUCGACAGCGUCUUGAGCAGUUCAAGAGUCGAGCCAAGCGCUCUCUCACGGAGUCCUUAGAGGGCAUAUGGAAGGGAAGCAGCAAGGCCAUUGCUCAAAGGGGCAACAGUGAAAGAAGCCAUAGUGCCUCCUCCAUUUCUACUGUCAAUAGCCAGGACCAGUCCCGCUCAGAUGACCCCCUAGCUAACGCUUCCCAAUUGAAACCCACCAGCCCGCUCAGGUGCCACAACUCUACAGGAGACCUGAAGCGGCUUGACCCCUUUGCUUCCCCAUCUCCCUCCCCCUCCUCCUCUCUACCAGGUGACAGUCAGCCGCAGGGCUUCCGUAGACGGGCCAGCACCUUCAGCCACCCCCGUACUCCCUCCUCAGCGGAUGAUUCACCGGCGCGCACUUUAACCUACACACCACGGCAGGACCCUGCGGCUGCUUCAAAGCCCAAGCUCUUACGACACUACUCUGUCAGCACGGACACGCCACACCAGAGCAAACGUCUUCCAUCCGACACCGCUCUUCCUCCCGUUCCUAACUGCUCCUCAUCCUCCUCUCCUCUGCUCCCUCCUUCCUCUCCUUCAACCGGAGCAAGGCUCAGUAAAAGACGUCCGCUGAGUGGACUGCGAGCUCGACUCCACUCCUCAUCCUCUGUUCCUAACUUUUUGAAAUUUCAAUUCCUGGCACCUGUCAAAGAAAACGACUGCCCAGAAACAAAGAGCAGAGAUGUAGCAGCCCUCUAUGUAUCAAGUGCAGAAUAUGAUGUUGGAGAAAGCCCUUUGCGCAGUCACCGACACUCCUGGAGGCAGCAGAUCUUCCUGCGAGUCGCAACCCCUCAGAAAAACACAGAUGUCAAUGAGCGUGGAGACGGCCUAGAUGGGGGUCGGGCAUGUGGGGGCCAAGCUGUCGGUGCAGGAAGUGUGGACUUGUCCAUGAGGGCGCUGCCCGAAGUGAGAACCAGAAGGAGCAAAGAGGAGCUGAGGGAACUAUGGAGGACAGCCAUCCUGCAACAGAUCCUCCUGCAGAGGAUGGAACGAGAGAACCAGAAACUACAGGCUUCUGAGAGCGAUUUGCAGAACAAGCGUCUCAAGCUGGACUACGAGGAAAUCACUCCGUGUCUGAAGGAGAUCACACUGGUUUGGGAGAAGAUGCUGGGAAGUCCUGGAAGGGCAAAGGUCAAAUUUGACGGCGAAACCAUACAUGCGUCAGUUGCUCAAGGGGUGCCGAGGCAGCAUCGAGGCGAGAUCUGGAAGUUCCUCUCUGAACAGUACCUGCUCAAGCAGACGGUCGCCUCUCGGCCACCGGCCAAUGACGCGCCAUACAAAGAGCUGCUCAAACAGCUCACCUCGCAACAGCACGCCAUCCUCAUAGAUUUGGGUCGCACUUUUCCCACUCAUCCCUAUUUCCAAACCCAGCUGGGGGCAGGACAACUGUCUCUGUAUAAUAUCCUGAAGGCAUACUCGCUGUUGGACCCUGAGGUUGGGUACUGCCAGGGCUUGUCCUUCAUCGCUGGAGUUUUGCUUUUACACAUGGGGGAAGAAGACGCAUUCAACAUGCUGAAAUUUCUCAUGUAUGAUGUCGGCCUCCGCAAACAGUACAGGCCCGAUAUGAUUAUCCUGCAGAUUCAGAUGUACCAGUUGUCUCGUCUGCUUCAUGACUAUCACCGGGAUCUCUACAGCCACCUGGAGCAACAGGAGAUCGGGCCCAGCCUGUACGCCACGCCGUGGUUCCUCACCGCCUUCGCCUCACACUUCCCCCUCGGCUUCGUGGCCAGAGUCUUUGAUAUGUUGUUCCUCCAGGGGCCAGAGGUCAUCUUCAAGGUGGCCUUGAGUCUCUUAGGGAGCCACAAGCCUUUGAUCUUGCAACAUGACAGCCUGGAGUCCAUUGUGGACUUCAUCAAGACCACGCUGCCUAACCUGGGCCUGGUGCAGAUGGAGAAAACAAUCAAUCAGGUUUGUGAGAUGGAUGUCUCCAAGCAGCUCCAGGCGUAUGAGGUGGAGUACCACGUCCUGCAGGAUGAACUCCUGGACACGCCCCCGACCCUCAAUCAACACCAGCGCGCCGCACAGCUGGAGAGGACCAAUCAGAGCCUGAGACAGCAGAACCUCGAUCUCCUCGAGGAGCUGCAGGUGUCGUACGCUCGGGUGUGCAGCCUCGAGAGUCGAGUGGCGGCGCUGGCGCAGUCAGAGAGCCGGCUGAAGGAGCGGGUUUCUUCUCUGGAGCUGGAGAAGCAGCAGCUGGCGAGCACGGCCACGCGCCUCAGCAACCUACUCGCCGCCCUUGGCAUCCGAACGACUCCCGAUGGCUGCAGACUGUCCCCGUCUGAUGUGGAGAUAAAUGCGCCCGAAGUCACGGCGGGCGCUACGGUCGGCACACAAGCGGCGCAGGGGGAUCGGACUUUGGACUCCCCGCGCAAACCCGCGCGUGUAACGGAGAAGGUGGUCAACGGACAAGGGGAGACUUGAUUCUCGACAUCUUUUGUCCUUCGUUUCACCUGCAGGCUUCUUUAAUCAAACGAGGAGCGGGACGGAGAGAGGGAGAAUCAGUAUGAAAGCUCUUGUGUGAUAAACAAGCAUGUGAUUUGACCAGCCUGUCCCAAAGAUGGCACUGCCACCCACGGGCCUCACAGGAGCACUUGUACUUGUUUCUGUGAGCAGCUACAAGGAGCCAGCACACCGUGCAGCACUUUGUUCCCAAAGAACCAAAACGAGAGCAUGCGUACGACUGAGGACAUUUCACAAGUAAAACCGAUUGAAAAGCCCAGAAAGACGCAAGCUUAAUAAACCGUGGUGGCUCCUGCAUUUCCUAUUUCAUUUGUGUUACAAGAGGAACAACAAAGGUCUGGAGUUGUGCCACCAGUCAGUCACUUUUUUGUUUUGUUUUAAAUUUAAAUUACCUCUUGAGUAUGAACCCGUACUGUAACGGUUACACUGUAUUCCUUCCACCACAGCUUCAGCCCUCAAGUCAUGAAUACAACUGCAUGUGCGUGCGUGCACGCGCACUCGUUGCAACAAUCAAUUUGAGUUACACUGUAAACAUUUUAUCCCAUGCAUCUGUUUGUUUUAUUUGAAAUGAUUUUUCUGUUAUUGCCAAUCUAUACUUAAAAUAUAUUCCAUAUCAUUUCAA